This is a messenger RNA of Hydra vulgaris (swiftwater hydra), 1759 nucleotides long. The record is from RefSeq and is a predicted model, not a curated record. NCBI's taxonomy places the organism in Eukaryota, Metazoa, Cnidaria, Hydrozoa, Anthoathecata, Hydridae.
AUGAUUGAAAUGAACUCAAUGAGUAAAUUCGGUCUUGCGUUUGAGAGGAUCAUUCGUCAUAGAAAAAUUCAGCGAGACUCUACCCAAACAACAUGGCUGUUUGAUGUAAAUGUAAAUUGUGACUCCUUAAAAUAUGUACUUAUUAUCUGUUCUAACUAUCCCAAAUUUAAACGAGUUCCAGAAAAAACAUCUGCUGUAAGGAAACCCACCAAAGUUGAUGUCCUUAUAAAUUGCGAACCAAAUAAGUUGUACAGCAAUGGGGCUUUAUUGUUACAGUUGUAUGAAGAAAGCUAUCGCUAUUUAAGUGGAAUUAACAGAACCAGUUCUACCGAGGCAAAUAUGUUUAAAGAAUAUGCUUUCCAGCCCGCAACAAUAAAUAACUGGUUUCUAGGGGUGGCACAACACCUUGCAGUCAAUUUCCGCAGCACUAGCGAUCCACACCUACAUGGAUUUGGCUUAAAACUCUGCAAUAAUGGUGAUGGUAUAUUAAUUACAAUAACUCGGACGGUUGGUAUAGGUGAACACGAAAAAUAUCUUCCAGAAGCAAGAAAAAGCGUAUUAAACGCAAGUAAAUGUGAUCAAUUUAAUUUUAUAUUUAAGGAUCUACACAAAGCUGGCUACCUUACAAUGUUUAGUGAAGAUAACCCAAAGUGGGGUACCUUUCAUUAUCGUCUGAAUGGUUUUAAUAUUGCGCCAACAUCUUGGUAUAAUCGUCCGUUUUGGCUCGCUAAGAAACCCUCUCAUAAAUGCGACGUUGAAUAUAACAAUAUAAUGCUAAAAACUUUCACUGAAACUUUCAAAGGCUUGCCAAAAGUAUCUUUCGUAAUCAAUUCAGCCAUUGCACACAAUGAUUUUAAUGGUUUACAAGUAAUUGAUGAUGACAUAUUUGAAAUCAUAAAUUAUUUUAAAUCUCCAGUCAGGAUUAACCAUUCCAUUUUUAUAAUAUUUGGAGAUCAUGGGCGGAUUGGCCCUUUUCGCUCAACACUUCAAGGUAAGUUAGAGGGAUUGCCAUUUUUUUCAAUUACUUUACCUCCAGACUUUAAUGUUAAAUAUCCAAAGAUGUUUACAACUUUGAAAAAAAAAUCGAAUGUUUUAACCAAUCAUUUUGAUAUUUAUGCUUUUCUUCAUCAUAUGUUGAGUUACCCAGAUCUUCCAAAUAAGACAUUUAUUGGUCAGAGUUUAUUUACUAAAAUUGAUCCUAAAAUUAAAACUUAUCGUAACUCUGGUGUUGAAGAACAUUGGUGUCCUUGUCUAAAUUAUAAAAGAGUUCCAAUAACAGAUGCAAAUGUGCAAUUGGUUGCCCAAGAAGUUGUUCACUUUAUAAAUUCUCUUAACAAUAAAAAUGAAAAUUCUGCAAAACUUUGUUUUAACUUAACAUUAGGAUAUAUUUUAUCAGCAGGCUUAAAAACUCCGAAGAAAGCAGUCAUUCAAUAUGUAAACACCUCUAAAAAUCAAGAGUGUGAUUCAUGCGGAACUGUUUACGAUACUAAGGCUAUAUCUCAAGAAUAUUAUGAAGUUGUUGUUGCGGUAUUACCUAGCAAUGGAAUUUUUGAAGCAAAUGCUAAAGUUUUACCCAAUAAAAAAAUUAUUGUAGAUCCAAAUAUCAGCAGAAUAAACUUAUAUGGAAAUCAACCUCAUUGUAUUAUUAAUGAAUUUCCUCACCUUCGUCCGUACUGCUAUUGUGUGUGAAUGUCAUUCUUUAGUUUCCAUAUAGACUUAGUUUGAAAUUUAAAUAUAUUCAAAAAGUGCUUAGGUUUCA